Coccidioides posadasii C735 delta SOWgp is the source of this 426-nucleotide messenger RNA. RefSeq lists its product as uncharacterized. Lineage: Eukaryota; Fungi; Ascomycota; Eurotiomycetes; Onygenales; Onygenaceae. The record is from RefSeq and is a predicted model, not a curated record. Gene Ontology annotation, molecular function: protein tyrosine phosphatase activity. Gene Ontology annotation, cellular component: nucleus; cytoplasm.
AUGGCUUCUAUCACCAUCGCGACCCUCCCCCGCAUGACCCGGGAGGUCCUUUCUUCUUUGCUCCUCUCCUCCACAAGCGCCAGCAAGGUCGCCAUCAUUGAUGUCAGAGAUUCAGACCAUGUUGGAGGACAUAUCCUCUCGUCGACUUGGAUCCCCAGCUCCUCGUUGGAGGCACAUAUUCCAGAACUCAUCCGCACCCUCAAAGAUAAAGAACAAGUUGUCUUUCACUGCGCACUCAGUCAGCAGCGAGGUCCCUCCGCGGCGUUGAGAUAUGCUCGGGAGAGAGCCAGAGUCCUUGGUGAAGAGGAAGGAAUCAAACAAAGGGUUUAUGUCCUCGAUGGUGGCUUUUUGCGUUGGCAGGAGAAGUACGGAGAGGAUCAAAGAUUGACGGAGGCUUAUGUGAAGGAUAUCUGGUUGGAUUACUGA